Misgurnus anguillicaudatus (oriental weatherfish) is the source of this 1391-nucleotide messenger RNA. Lineage: Eukaryota; Metazoa; Chordata; Actinopteri; Cypriniformes; Cobitidae. The record is from RefSeq and is a predicted model, not a curated record.
GACACAGUACAGCUGGACUGUAGUAACAGUGAGAAUCAGAAGAUGGACGAGUGUUACUUCACAAUAGAUGGAAGAGAAAGUAAACUGAGCAGAUCAUGUCAACUAUCACUCACUGGAUCUGACAUCAUUGAAUGGUCAGGAGGUCAAAAGUCAUCUUUCAUCAUAACCUGCUUCUACACUGUGUAUAAAUCACAAAAUCUCAUGUCAUCUUCACGUUCAGAUCCAGUAACAGUUCAGAUUUCAACAUCAUCUACCACUACAACUACUACAACAACAGUCAUGACAACUUAUUUUCCAGCUGAAGCUGUAACGUCCACAACUAAAACCAAAGCUGUUUCAACAUCAACCACCCCUGUGGGUACUACAACAACAGUCAUGACAACUUUGUCCACUACUGAAACCAAAACAGCUGUUUCAACAUCAUCUACCACUGCAACUACUACAACAACAGUCAUGAUAACUUCUGUUCCUCUGACCACUGAUAUUUCAGGGACAACUCCUGAAGAUAAAGACACAGAAAUGUGGCAAAUAAUAUGGUGGUCAGCAGUGGCGUGCUCUGUGAUUGUACUCACAGGACUCAUAUGUCUGUGCAAAUUUGCAUGCAAAAAAAGAUCUAAACGUCAAAGAACUGCAGGAGAUUCGCGUGCUUCUGAACAUGCAAAUAUAUACUCUCUCAUCACUUCUGUACCAGACACAUCUAAACCCACAGACAGCAAACCAGGUCUCUCAGAUACUUACUCGCUAAAAACAACCUUCCAGCCCUCAGGCCUCAAGCAGCCACAGUCACACCAACAAAGUAAACCAGAGACUUACUCGCUCAUUACUUCAACUUCACAGCCUUCAGAUGUUUUGGUUAAUACACAACACAAGAAGGGACCUACUGCAGAGAAUGAAAAUGUUUAUCACGUCUACUGCACCAUCCCAGACAAACCAGUAAGAGCUGUUGCUAAACAUCAGAUCUACAGUUUGGCUAUAUGACUUUCACUCAAGACUUUGUUCAUUAUCUUCUUUGUUUAUUAUUCAUUUACAUGACAUGUAUUUGUAAAAUGUUUAAAUAAUAAAUAAACUGUAUUUUAAAAGAAUAUUACUGUAUAAUACAGAGCAACUUAAUAAAGUAACUAAUAAAAGCCAGAUAUUUACAGAGAUUAACCUGAAAGGUAGUUGUUUUUAAUGUAUUUUCACACAAUUUAUCUGUUUUUCUACAGUUUAAUAACAAUUAUUAACAGUAAUAUACUGUAAUUUAAUGAAUUAUGACUGUAAAGAUUUUCUGUAUUUUUACGGUUUUUGCAUGUAAUUUUGAAAAACGUUUUUUUUUUGCUGUAAUUUGACGGAAUCCGUCUGGCAACUUUGCUGCCAGAGAUUUACUGUUUUUUUUACAGUUUUUUUACAGU